AUGGAUGCAGUAGAGUUCCCCGUCACCCUACCAAACCAGCCCAAGGUCCAGGCUGUGAUCGACCACGCCAAGUGGGUCUACGUUGUUGCCAGCUUGGCUGUGGGCCUCGCCACAAACUCCCUUCCCUACACACUCUACACCUUCCUUGCGUUGGUGGCAGCCACCAUAGUGGCCGUGGGCCCCAAUUGGCCAUGGUUCAAGUCGGAGCCAAGCAUCGAGUGGUUGCAGGUGCGCAUAUAG
Messenger RNA from Suhomyces tanzawaensis NRRL Y-17324, 240 nucleotides. Its product is annotated as signal peptidase complex subunit. The record is from RefSeq and is a predicted model, not a curated record. Gene Ontology annotation, cellular component: membrane; signal peptidase complex. NCBI's taxonomy places the organism in Eukaryota, Fungi, Ascomycota, Pichiomycetes, Serinales, Debaryomycetaceae. Bases 1 to 240 code for a protein of 79 amino acids. The transcript has a single exon.